AUGCCUACUGAUGUAACAAAAGAAACAGCUCCAGCUACUCAAAAGCAAGAUGAUUGUUUUGCUGUAGGUGACUGGCUAUAUGUGGAAUGCAAAUAUGAAAAGGCCCGAGAACAUUUUCAGAACGUCUUAAAACGGCCAUCUUUAAGUGCUUCUGAGUCGGGUGACUAUGUUCAAGCUAUUAAAUAUCAUCAUGAAGCACUCGACGCUGGAUGUCUCACAUCGAAUCCAACUGUUAUGUCAACUAUUUAUAAGAAUCUAGCUAACAUUCAUACAAAUACAAAGGAAUUUAAAUUAUCACGAGAGAAUUUCCAGAAGGCGCUUGAAAUUGAUCGUCAACGCCUUAGAAAAGAUCACCUACAAUUCGGACAAACCUACGCAAAUAUGGGGAAAAUGUAUCAAGCAGAAGGAAAUUAUAAGGAAGCGUUAGCUUAUUUUGAAAAAGCUCGUGAAAUAUGGCUCAAAACUCUUGCACCAACUCAUGUGUACAUUGAAAAGAUAGAAAAGAUUGUUGGCAAGAUGAAAUCGAAGUUAGUUCAAAUGGAUGCAGGUGCACAAACUCCAGAACAGCCUAUGAAUCACUUCGAUAUUCUUGCUCGAAACAACGUAAUGAUAAUUUGGUUAGAUGAAUACAUCGGUCGUGACGAGAAUUGUCGAGAACUCAAAGAGGAAUUUCGUCAAAUUACCAACAGUCUGAAGAUGGUAGAUUCGGUGGAGAGUUGUCGGCAAUGCUUAGAACAUGUGAAAGAUCGCAAACUCUUCUUUAUUAUCCAAGGCAAAUAUGCCAAACAGGUCGUUCCUGAAAUUGUUCAAAUCAUACCGCCAUCAAUGAAGCCGGUCGUCUACAUUUUCUGUUUCAAUAUGACAUACUUAAUGGAAUGGGCUCAAGAACAAGAAUGUAUAAUGGAAGGUGGUAUGUUUGAUCAUGAGAAAGAUCUAUUACUUAGACUUACCAACGACUUGAACAACUAUGUUAAACAGAAAUCAGUUGAAUAUGCAAAUUAUUUGCAACCGGAAUUGAUCUCAAAAUUUUUGGCGGAAUUGAAACAAAUGUUCGAGGGCUGUUGCAAGGUAAAAGACGCGCUUACAUCUCCCGAUCAGACCGACCAUGAUGCAAACCAAGCAACAACCAUUAUGGCACAAUGA
This is a messenger RNA of Adineta steineri, 1143 nucleotides long. Lineage: Eukaryota; Metazoa; Rotifera; Eurotatoria; Adinetida; Adinetidae. The record is from the annotation of a GenBank genome assembly.